AUGGGCGGCCUCGCCCUGGGAGAUCGGGGCGGGUCGGCGGGGGGAUCAGGCUCGCCUCGUCUGCUUGGCAGUGGCGCACCUGCGUCCGUCGACAAGUCACCCUCGUCCUCGUCCGCUGCACUCGGGCUCAGGCUUGGCGGCGGAGGUGGUGGUAACAGCGGCGGAAGUAGCUCCGAGCAUCAGCAACGCCACAUUGGAUCCGUCCCCGACGACUGGCCCAUGUACUCUUCCCAGCCCGACGACUACGUCAUUGGCCCCAGCAUCGGUUUCGGAGCCAGCAGCACCGUGUACCAGGCCAGCUUCCGUCCUCUUAACGGCCGCGCCUGCGCAGUAAAGGUUAUCGAUCUGGAGGCUUUUGGCCGCGAUACGGACGAGUUGCGACGCGAGACGCAGCUCAUGUCCCUAUCAAAGCAUCCAAAUGUGCUCAGGGUCCGAGGUUGCUGGGUCGAAGGAAGCAAGCUGCACAUUGCCACACGCCUCAUGUCCAGCGGGUCCAUGCUCGAUAUCAUGCGUUUCGGCUGGUCAGACGGUUUCGACGAGAUCGUCAUUGCUACAGUACUGAGGCAGGCUCUCGAGGGCUUGAACUAUCUCCACAUCAAUGGCUGGUUGCACCGCGACCUCAAAGCGGCCAAUAUGCUCGUCGACGAUGAUGGCACUGUGUUGUUGGGCGACUUUGGCGUAGGCAAGGAGAAUAUCGACGAGGGAUGGGCAGAGGGCAAACGAAAGAGCUUUGUAGGGACGCCUUGUUGGAUGGCACCAGAGGUCGUCGAGCGCAAAGGCUACGGAACCAAAGCCGAUAUCUGGUCGUUUGGCAUUACUGCCUUGGAGCUGACACAAGGCAGGGCACCUUAUUCACGGCUACCGCCGGUCAAGGUGCUCAUGAAGACGUUGCAAGAGGAUCCACCUACUCUCGACCGCACAGGUGGCGCACACAAGUACUCCAAAGUCUUUGAUGAUUUUGCCAGGCUUUGUCUCCAGAAGGAUCCCACCAAGAGACCAAGCGCCGAGAAAUUGCUCCAGCACGGCUUCUUUCGCCAAGCCAAGAACAAGAAGCACCUCGUCAGCACUGUUCUUGCUGGCCUUCCUCCGCUCGCGGAGCGACAAGAACGCCGAAGGGCCAUGUCAAUC
Molecule: messenger RNA, 1128 nt
Organism: Acaromyces ingoldii
Lineage: Eukaryota; Fungi; Basidiomycota; Exobasidiomycetes; Exobasidiales; Cryptobasidiaceae
Product: kinase-like protein
Exons: 4
Biological process (GO): protein phosphorylation
Molecular function (GO): ATP binding; protein serine/threonine kinase activator activity; protein kinase activity
Source: RefSeq, a predicted model, not a curated record